AUGGCUUAUGGCUGGUGCGCCCUGGGGGCAACGGGCCAAAGCGAAAACGGCUCUUGUCAGAGCCCACAGAAGCGGGACGAUGGCAAAGGGAUGCUGGUGCAGGGCAUCUUGCGAUUGAGGGGUGGCGGUUCGCCGCCACGAGACUCGAAGGGUCGCUUUACCCGUGGACAAACACUGAAAGGAGUGGAGACCGGGGGGACUUCGGUGGUGGAUGCUGGGAUCCAGGAGGAAGUGGAAGCGGCCGCAGCAAUUCAUUUUGAGGCUGCCAGGCAACCAACUGUGCGGGUAUCUCGGCUCCCUGAUAACACUGGAGCACACAGGGCACAUAAAGUGGGGGCCAAAAGGGUCCACCCCAAGGACGAGGAUCAGGGACUCGAAAACGAACCACCGAAAAUAAAUUCGGCUCGGAGGGGAAGAAAGGCCAGUGGGGCAGGGUCAGUGGCUCCCCGCCUCAAACUGAAGAGCUCAGCUCGAGUGGGGACAAAGGCUGCUGGUCACUACGUUGGGUUGUCGGCAGCCCGCAAUAAGCUGCGUAACAGCGUGGGCCCAGAUACCGAGCAGGAAGAUGAGUACAUGGACGACGGCGACUGCUGGAGUGAGAGUCGAGCAUCCUCAGACUCGGAGGACACCAGGCCAACCCCCGGUACAGAAGUCUCCUUGGAGGCCAAGGAGACCUUGGUCCUGGAAUUCACGGAGGGGCAAAUAAUUGAGGAAGUCUGCUCAGAGGCGAAAAACGUGUUAGAGGAGGCCCGCAAGUCCGGGAACCUAAAUGGCCAGGUCCACGGCAGAAUCAAUGCCUCGUGUCGUCGCAUCAUACAGGCGAUGCAGGAACUACAGUCCCGCGAGGAGGGGGAGGAGCUGCGUAUCCUCAAAGCGGACAAUAAGAGGAUGAAACAGCAGCUUGCGCAACUCCAAACGGAGACGAAGGCGCUUAGAAAAGCUUACUCUGAACGGAACAAAAAAGCCAAGGCGGUGGCACCAGCGUCGGCACUAGAGGCACAUCAAUUGCCAGAGAUAGUCGCGGCAGUGUUCGACGAAUUUAAGGAGGACUUGAAAAAAGAACUCUUUACCUCCCUGGGAAAUAUGAUAAAUGUGCGAAUAGGAGAAGUGAGAGCACUUCUUCCCCCGGCGCCGACACUCCGCCCGCCUCUAGCGGCGGACCGCAAAAGGGCAGCUGCGGCCGCCACCACGACGGCCCCUCCUACGGCUCGCCCGAAUAAUCUGCCGGAUGAUCCUUGGACUCCAUUACCUGUUCAUGCUCCGGUCCCUGCUCCCGUCGCGAAGCCCAGGAUAAUGGCAGAAAAAGCUCUAGCGUCAACAGGGUCAACGCUAAUGCCUCCUGCGAGAGCCGCACCUGGCCCAAAAGUGCCGCGGAGAAAACAGGUGACCACCGAGCAGGUACUCCAGGGGGCUCCUCCUCCUCCCCAGAAUACUGAGGCAUGGACAGAAGUUAAGAGGAGGGCAAAGAAACACCCUCGAUCGAAGAAGGCUAAGGCGACAAAGCCACCAAUCCCGGCACCGCGAAAGAAGUUGCCGGUACCGAGGUCCGCUGCUAUUGUAGUGGCACUGAAGCCGGGGGUGGAGGCAUCGUACGCCUCUGUGAUGGCCAAGGCAACCACGUCACUCAAGCUGGCGGAGGUCGGGCUUGAGCACGUGACGAUGCGGAAGACGGCAGACGGCGCCCGCAUCAUCGAAAUCCCUGGGGCUGACAAUGCUAGGGCGGCCGACGAUCUCCGCGACAAAAUCGAGGGACUGGUCGGAGAUGUAGCGAGGGUAUACAGACCGGUUAAAAUGGCAAGAGUACAGGUAGCCGGUCUGGAUGAGACAGCUACCCCGGACUUGGUGGCUGCCGCGGUAAUGGCAAAAGGAGGAUGCCCCAAGGAGCAGGUCAAAGUGGGAAACAUACGGAUGGUACGCAUUGGGAGCGGGUCAGCCUUAGUGCAAUGUCCGGUUACGGUUGCCAACAUCCUCCUAGCGUCUGGCCGUCUCACGGUGGGGUGGGCAUCUGCCCAGAUUCGAGCAUUGGGUGUGGAGCCUAUGCGUUGUUAUAGGUGUAUGGGCACCGGGCAUACGAGGGCAACCUGCCCCUCGCCAGUGGACAGGAGCGAGCUCUGCCACAGGUGUAGCAAGCCUGGGCAUAAAGUGGCUGAAUGCAGGGCGGAACCGUUCUGUGCAGUGUGCCAUCAUGCUAAGCGCCCACAUAGGCACCACAUGGGAGGAAAGGGAUGCUCCCCGCCUAAAGCCAGAGGCCUCGACACCCCCGCACGGACCCCGGAGGCAUCAGCACCGGCGCCAGCAAAAGGGGAGACACCAAUGGAGGGUAUAAACGCAACGCCUUAA
Molecule: messenger RNA, 2340 nt
Organism: Cydia pomonella (codling moth)
Lineage: Eukaryota; Metazoa; Arthropoda; Insecta; Lepidoptera; Tortricidae
Exons: 2
Coding region: 1-2340 (779 amino acids)
Molecular function (GO): nucleic acid binding; zinc ion binding
Source: RefSeq, a predicted model, not a curated record